This is a messenger RNA of Chaetomium strumarium, 2513 nucleotides long. Its product is annotated as BCS1 N terminal-domain-containing protein. Gene Ontology annotation, biological process: protein insertion into mitochondrial inner membrane from matrix; mitochondrial respiratory chain complex III assembly. The coding region runs from base 225 to 2450 and encodes 741 amino acids. NCBI's taxonomy places the organism in Eukaryota, Fungi, Ascomycota, Sordariomycetes, Sordariales, Chaetomiaceae. Gene Ontology annotation, molecular function: ATP hydrolysis activity; ATP binding. The record is from RefSeq and is a predicted model, not a curated record. The transcript is spliced from 3 exons. Gene Ontology annotation, cellular component: mitochondrial inner membrane.
CUUCGUCUUCGGGUGGUGGAUCAUUCAGAAUUGACUUGCAGCUCCUUUAUUAACGCAGUCAGCAUCCUGCCGUGGCAGCAUCCACUGUCGACUAAACCAUAAAUAUCAAUAAAUCACCUGCUCUCGAAUUCCUCCGUUAUCUCCAAGCUGUCGCUCCUUGGAGUUUCACCGACAUCACUAGUACUACACGGCCGCACCCUCAUCCACCUUUUGGCAUCCUGACGAUGGAGGCCGUUCCCCCUUUACCAUCAGGAGAAACUGGGGAGGGACUCCCUACAGCCGCUCCUCAAAAUGCGCUUCUUGAGUUUUUCUUCCCUGGCUUCGGAACAUUCGCUUUGGCCGUCAACAAAUAUCUGCAUAUCGAUCUGAAUGUGUACAUCCCCGUGGUCCUGCUCUUGAGCGCUCUCACCUUCGCAUGGCGCUACUUCAGCGAGUACUUCUCAGGCCUGGUGGAAUCGCAUCUGAUGUCUGUCGUCGACAUCCGGCCAGACGAUGAGAUCUACAAUAUGCUCAUGGCCUGGGUGGCUAACCAGCGCUUUUCCCAAGGGGCGCGCCGCUUCGUGGUGAACACCAAUCUAAAUUCCCGGUCGUGGUACUUAUGGCGGUGGGAUGAUGAUGAGGAGGCUGAGGAAGAAGAGCAGGCGGUUGACAGCCGGAAGAAGAAGGCUCUAGCUUACACCCCGACUUUCGGUAGCCACUGGUUCCUGUACAAGGGCCGCAUCCUCAUUUUUCGGCGGACGCAAAACACCCAGCAGUCGGCCUUCCUGACCGUGAGCGAGCGCGAGGAGAUCAGCAUCUCAUGCUUUGGCCGGAAUCCGUGGAUCCUCAAGGAGCUUCUGCACCAAGCCCGAGAGGAAUAUAUGAAGCGCGACGAGGCGAAGACGCUCAUUUACCGGGGCACAACCAAGAGCGGAAGCAGUGAGCCUCAGUGGCAGCGCUGCAUGGCGCGGACUUCGCGGCCCUUCUCUACCGUGAUCCUGAACGAGAAGGUCAAGCAGGAGCUGAUCGACGAUGUGACCGACUACCUGAAUCCGGCCACACGCCGGUGGUACUCGAACCGCGGCAUCCCCUAUCGUCGCGGUUACCUGCUCUACGGGCCCCCAGGUACGGGCAAGUCCUCGCUCAGUCUCGCGCUUGCGGGCUUCUUCAAGAUGCGCAUCUACAUCGUCAGCCUCAGCUCCGUCACUGCCAACGAGGAGAACCUGGCCACGCUGUUUGCCGAGCUGCCGCGCCGCUGUGUCGUUCUGCUGGAGGACAUCGACACAGCGGGCCUGACUCACACCCGGGAAGAUGGAAACCAGGGCGGUGACAACGGCAAUGACAACGACAACGAAACGAACAGCACGAACACCACGCGCAACUCCCGCCUGCCCCCAGGAGCCACCCCCAACCCGAACCCCAACAAUAACAGCGGCCGUCUCUCGCUUUCGGGUCUCCUGAACAUCCUCGACGGAGUCGCAUCUCAAGAAGGCCGCGUGCUGAUCAUGACGACUAACCACAUCGACAAGCUCGACAAGGCACUCAUCCGUCCGGGACGAGUGGACAUGAUCGUCAAGUUCGACCGUGCCGACACCGAGAUGAUCGCCUCGCUGUUCAAAGCCAUCUACGCGCCCCUCGAAGGGGACGACGCUCCCUCCCCAUCCUCGGCUCCUCCCGCCUCCUCGUCACGGGCGCUUUUCCAGUUGGAGAACACACUCAAGACCGCCGUUCCAAACCUCACCCCCGAGCAGGAAAAGAAGAAGGAGGCCGAGGCGGCCGAAGCGACUCGAAAAAGGGAAGAGACUGUCGCCAAGGUGAAUGUCUUAGCAGAGCAGUUCGCCGCGAAAAUCCCGGCACACGAAUUCUCGCCGGCUGAGAUACAGGGGUUCUUGCUCAAGAAUAAGAGGCAUCCGGAGAAAGCUAUUGAGGGCGCUGAGCAGUGGGUCAUCAACACGAGGAAGGAGAAGAAGGAGAGGGAACUAAAGGAGGCAGAGGAGAAGAGGAAGCAGGAAGAGGAGGAGAAGAAGAAGGAGGAGGAGGAAGAGAAGAAGAAGAAGGAAGAGGAGGAAAAAGACGAGAAGAAGGGAAAGAAGAACAAGAAGGGGAAGAAGGACUCGCGGAAGAGCAGGAAGUCGUCGUCCAAGAAGAAGAAGGCUGGCAGCGACAGCGAGGAUGGCUCUGGGUCUUCGUCAUCGUCCGACGAUGCCGAGAGCGACUCCGAGUCUGAGAGGGAGAAGGAGAAGGAGAAGGAGACCAAGAAAAGGAGCAAGCCUGCAGCCGCCGCUGCUCUCACCCCUGCCGCUGACACCGCCGCCCCUGCAGAGCUGAAGCAGGCUGACGCGCCCGAAGCCAAGGCGGAUCCUGUCGUCAUCGUCCCUACCAUCACGGUUGACACGGACAAGGCUAGGGAGGCCGCCCUGGGGGCGCAGAAGACGACGCCGGGAGUUGAUUCGGGUUACGGCACCCCGUGAUGGCUACCGGUUAUCGGAUCAUGAUUGCGUAUGCAAGCAGGCGUUUGGUUUCGGGGCUGUGCG